Messenger RNA from Nicotiana tabacum (common tobacco), 3069 nucleotides. Lineage: Eukaryota; Viridiplantae; Streptophyta; Magnoliopsida; Solanales; Solanaceae. The record is from RefSeq and is a predicted model, not a curated record.
AUGGUCGAAGCAAACACGAUCACUUUCAGAAGAGACAAACUUCUUGUCGAAGGCGCAAGUCACAACAAGGCUCUUCACAACACUGUCAAAUACGGGGACAAAUUUGUGUCCCGGGUGCUGGUCGAUGGAGGGUCAGGAGUCAACAUUUGUCUGCUCUCCACCUUGUGGGAGUUAGGAAUUCAUUUGAGGGAAGUCAAGAAAAGCCACGUAAGGGUGAGAGCCUUUGAUGGUUCACAAAAAGAUGUUAUUGGAGAAAUAUAUCUAGCUUUGCAAAUCGGGCCGGUCGAUAUUUCGGUGUUGUUCCAAGUGAUGGACAUCUCCUCUUCCUACAACUUGUUGUUGGGAACUGACAUCAAGACACCGACUAUCAGGGAUGUUGAACCAAGGGAACAGCUGCAGAAUUGGAACUCCAGUCCAUCUUUGGUUCGCCGGGAGUCUUGGAAGUAUGGAACUGUAAAGAAAUUUCUUUUGAAAAGAGCAUGGUCAACUGAGGCAUGUACCGUUAAUCAAACUGAUAAAAAACCGCGUUCCAAAAUUAUGACAUGUAACGAAACCACUGAGCGCAACGACCCGAAUUACGAGGAAUAUGACGAGAGUAUGAUGCCAGACAAUCUCCUACAGGAGAUCGAACAACUGGAGAGUCAGAAAAAGCCCAACCUCAAAGAAUCGGAAGUGGUCAAUCUUGGAAGCGGACUAAGCACUAACAUUGUCUCGCAUCGACUGCCCACUGACCCUACCAGACCGCCGGUCAAGCAGAAGCCCAGAAAGUUCAAACCUGAUAUAAGUCUGAGGAUAAAGGAGGAAGUGACCAAACAAAUAGAAGCAAAUGUAGUAAGGGUCACCAACUAUCCAAGCUGGUUAGCAAACAUCAUCCUAGAGCCCAAGAAGGACAGAAAGAUCAGAAUAUGUGUGGACUACCGAGAUCUCAACAAACCUAGUCCAAAAAAGAAUUUCCCCCUGCCAAAUAUCCACAUCCUCAUUGAUAAUUGCGCGAAGCAUGAACUGCAGUCAUUUGUGGAUUGUUUCGCUGGAUACUAUCAAAUCGUAAUGCACGAGGAAGACGCAGAGAAGACAUCUUUCACCACAUCUUGGGGAUUCUACUGUUAUAGAGUUAUGUCGUUCGGUCUCAAGAACGGCGGCUCCACCUACAUGAGGGCCAUGACCAUCCUCUUUCACGAUAUGAUUCAUAAGGAGACUGAAGUUUUGAAGUUGAACCCAGCAAAGUGUGCGUUCGGAGUCCCCACUGGGAAACUAUUGGGUUUCAUUGUAAGCAAGAAAGGGAUAGAACUGGACCCAUCAAAAAUCAAGGCCAUUCAGGAAUUACCAUCACUGAAGAGCAAGAAAGAUGUCAUGAAUUUCCUGGGUAGAUUGAAUUACAUCAGCCGCUUCAUAGUCCAGUCCACGGUAAUCUGUGAACCCAUUUUCAAGUUGCUGAGGAAAGAUUCUUCCACAAAAUGGACAGAAGAGUGUCAGAAUGCCUUCGACAGAAUCAAGGAGUAUCUGUCAAAUCUACUAGUAUUGGUUCCCCCCAAACUAGGGAAGUCGUUGUUACUAUAUUUGUCAGUCUUGGAUAACGCCUUCGGCUGUGUGUUGGGGCAGCAUGAUGAAACUGGGAGAAAAGGGCAGGGCAUCUACUACUUAAGCAAGAAGUUCACGCCAUGCGAGGCCAAGUAUACCUUGAUAGAACGCAUUUGUGCUCUGACUUGGAUUGCUCAGAAGCUAAGGCAUUACAUGUCGGCAUACACUACGCAUCUGAUAUCUCGGCUCGACCCAAGCAGGAAAGGGAUAGAACUGGACCCAUCAAAAAUCAAGGUCGUUCAGGAAUUACCAUCACUGAAGAGCAAGAAAGAUGUCAUGAGUUUCCUGGGUAGAUUAAAUUACAUCAGCCACUUCAUAGCCCAGUCCACGAAGCUAAGGCAUUACAUGUCGGCAUACACUACGCAUCUAAUAUCUCGGCUCGACCCACUCAAGUACAUUAUUCAGAAGCCAAUGCCUACCGGAAAGCUAGCUAAAUGGCAAAUUCUCCUCAGUGAAUUUGACAUUGUGUACAUAACUCAGAAGGCCAUGAAAGGACAAGCUUUAGCUAACCACCUCGCCGAGAAUCAAGUGGAUGGAGAUUACGAACCGCUUACCACGUAUUUCCCCGAUGAGAAAGUACUAUUUGCCGGGGAGGAUAUUACAGAAACAUACCCUGGCGUGCAUCCGUGGAAUCAGAAUGGCAGUCAACAUGAACAUCAAAGAACAUUUGGUCUUUGGAGAUUUCGAUUUGCUGAUACACCAAGUCCAAGGAGAAUGGUCCACCAGAAUGUGAAGAUACUUCCAUACCUGCACUGCGUGAAAGAGUUGUGCAAGAAGUUCACAAAGAUUGAGUUCAAGAAUGUCCCCAGGAUUCAGAACGAGUUCGUUGAUGCCCUUGCGACCCUAUCAUCCAUGAUUCAGCAUCCAGACAAGAACUACAUCGACCCUAUCGAGAUAGAGAUCAGGGAUCAACAUGCCUAUUGCUUCCAUGUAGAUGAAGAACCCGAUGGUAAACCAUGGUAUCACGACAUCAAGAAAUUCCUUGCAACCCAGGAGUACCUAGGGAAUGCUACUAAUGGUCAAAAGCGAGCCCUCAGGAGGUUGGCAAACCACUUUUUCCUCAACGGGGAAGUCUUGUACAGGAGGACCCCAGACUUAGGUUUGCUGAGAUGUGUAGACGCUGCUGAAGCAACCAGAAUGUUGGAAGAAAUACAUUUAGGGACAUGCGGACCCCAUAUGAACGGGUUCACAUUAGCCAAGAGAAUUUUGAGAGCUGGAUACUUUUGGAUGACUAUGGAAAGCGAUAGUAUCCGCUACAUGCAGAAGUGUCACCAGUGCCAGAUUCACAAAGACUUCAUCCGGGUUCCAUCAAAUGAGAUAAAUGUAAUGGGUUCACCUAGGUCGUUCGCCACUUGGGGCAUGGAUGUGAUUGGACCCAUAGAGACAGCAGCAUCAAACAGACAUCAUUUUAUCAUGAGCCUUAGCAAACUGCAAACUUCACCAACAAAGUCAAUUCGCAGCACUGCUCUAUCAUCGCGGACACCAGAAUAG